AUCUACUGAGGAAACAAGUAUCAAACCGUAUCGUCGCAAUAUCUUAUCGUGUUUGAAAUCUUGUGCUUGAAUUCGCUUCCAUUCCUCCAAACACUCGGCUUUGUAUUCGAAGGAUUCACUUUGAAGAAGAAGCCGAUCACAAGUUCAGCUUUAGGGAAGGAAAUGAGAGAUUCAAAUUGUUGAAUCAUAUGCCUCACUUUUCUUGGUAACUAACAAGGAAAAAGAAGAUGAAACAAAGCGUGUUAAAAGUGGGUCUGGAUCUAAGAUGGCUUGUAGAUAUUGGCCGUGACCCAUGAACCACCUCUCUGCCCUGGUCACUUUCUUUUAUGAUAUGUACUGGCACUUCUGCUAAUUCUGUACUCUUUUUAGUUUCUGCCAAUCAAAGCCAAUAGAAGAGAGAGAGACACACAGUUAUGGCGUUCUCUUUUGGAACAUACAGACCACCUAUACUCUGCAAGGCCACUAUCAACAACAACACUAAUCACUCGCUCGAGGCCUCGUACAUCCGACGUGCCGCAGAGCUGGCCGAUAAGUCCGCUGGCUUCUCCUCUCCGCACCCCAACUUUGGGUGCGUAAUCACCACCGCCCAAGGCAAGGUAGCCGGUGAAGGUUACCUCUACGCGCAGGGCACCAAGCCCGCCGAGGUCAUGGCCGUGGAGGCCGCCGGCGCGGGCAGCAGAUUCGCCACCGCAUAUCUCAACAUGGAGCCCGGGGACUGCCACGGUGACCACUCGGCUGUCUCGGCUCUUGUCCAGGCAGGGAUUUCGAGAGUUGUGGUUGGAAUGAGGCAUCCUUUGCAACAUCUCCGUGGCAACUCGAUACGUGCAUUGAGAAGUCAAGGGGUUCAGGUUGAUGUUCUUGGGGAGGAUCUAAAGAGUAAAACUUUAGAGGAAGCUCAAAAGACAUGCCUCCUAGUCAAUGCCCCAAUUAUAUGUAGAGCCGCGUCACAAGUUCCCUUCUCUGUUCUCAAGUAUGCAAUGACUCUUGAUGGAAAAAUUGCUGCUACUAGUGGACAUGCAGCAUGGAUAAGCAGCAAAAUGUCUAGAGAUCGAGUUUUUGAGCUGCGGGGUAGAAGUGAUGCCAUUAUUGUUGGAGGAAAUACUGUACGCAAGGACAAUCCAAGACUAACUGCAAGACAUGGAGGAGGGCACAUGCCAGUACGCAUUGUAAUGACACAGACUCUUAAUCUUCCUGAGGAAGCUAACCUUUGGGAUGUGUCUGAUGUAUCAACUAUAGUUGUAACACAAAGGGGUGCUCGGAGAAGUUUCCAGAAAUUGCUUGCUUCUAAAGGAGUAGAAGUGGUGGAGUUUGACAUCUUAAACCCAAGAGACGUUAUGGAAUAUUUUCACGAUCGGGGGUAUCUUUCAAUUUUGUGGGAAUGUGGGGGUACACUGGCUGCAUCUGCUAUUUCAGCUGGAGUGAUACACAAGGUCUUUGCAUUUGUUGCUCCUAAAAUUAUUGGUGGAAAGAAUGCACCAUCUCCUGUGGCUGAACUUGGAAUGGUCGAGAUGUCACAAGCGUUAGAUUUGCUUGAUGUUUACUAUGAGCAGGUUGGACCUGACAUGCUAAUUAGUGGAUUCCUUCAGCCCUUACCAGAUGUGACACCUGUUAUCCCAUCUGUGGAUGAAACCUUUGCAAUUGAUCCUACUGUCACUCCACAUGAAUCAAGCAUAAUUUUCUUUUAUAAAGCGUGGGAUCCUUAUGGUGCCUUUUCAAAUUUUUCUCCUCAUCCAAUUCAAAUGCCUGAUAAGAAUGGUGAUUAUGCCACUUGGUUGAGUGUAGAACAUUAUUACCAGGCGCACAAAUUUUCUGAGGUGGAUGAUCCCUUGGCACGGGAUUUGGUUGAAAAUAUAAAAUCGGCAAAAAGUCCCGAGGAAGCAGCACGAAUAGGAAGGUCAAUGCAGAGACAACGACGUCAUCUGGUGAGAUCAGAUUGGGACACUGUCAAGAUUGACGUUAUGUACAGGGCACUGAAAUGUAAAUUCUCAAUUUACCCCCAUUUGAAUUCUAUGUUGCUGUCUACUGCUGGCUCUGUUCUAGUUGAAGCUUCACCGCAUGAUCUUUUUUGGGGCGGAGGGCGGGAUGGAGAGGGCCUUAAUUAUCUUGGCCGGCUGUUGAUGCGAUUGCGAUCAGAGUUUCUUGGUGAGUCUUCGACCUCAAGUGAGAGCUCUUGCCUGGCCGUAUGAUAUAUAAAACUACAUUUGCAUCGAUGAGUUGGUAAUGAUAAUGCAUUAAGUCCUUUUUGUAAUAUCAUAGUCAUCUAUAAACGCUUGGUUUGUAGGCAGAGUUAGAAAUUAGAGCCCUGGCAUUGCAACAGCAA
This is a messenger RNA of Juglans microcarpa x Juglans regia, 2320 nucleotides long. Its product is annotated as riboflavin biosynthesis protein PYRR, chloroplastic. Lineage: Eukaryota; Viridiplantae; Streptophyta; Magnoliopsida; Fagales; Juglandaceae. The transcript has 11 exons. The coding region runs from base 414 to 2186 and encodes 590 amino acids. Gene Ontology annotation, molecular function: diaminohydroxyphosphoribosylaminopyrimidine deaminase activity; NADP binding; 5-amino-6-(5-phosphoribosylamino)uracil reductase activity. Gene Ontology annotation, biological process: riboflavin biosynthetic process. The record is from RefSeq and is a predicted model, not a curated record.